Molecule: messenger RNA, 1931 nt
Organism: Eupeodes corollae
Lineage: Eukaryota; Metazoa; Arthropoda; Insecta; Diptera; Syrphidae
Gene: VhaAC45
Product: V-type proton ATPase subunit S1
Exons: 4
Coding region: 196-1380 (394 amino acids)
Cellular component (GO): proton-transporting V-type ATPase complex
Source: RefSeq, a predicted model, not a curated record
ACGUAGAAAAUUUUUGACAAGAAAGGGCAGACCAUUUUUCAAUGGACUAGCGAAUAAGAAAAAGAUUUUUUCCUAAUUUUGAUUUUGUGAUUCAUUUUUAGUUAAUCCUCUUUUAUUCUUAGUUAUAAAUUUUCCAUUCAAUUCGAAGAGUGUUUUUCUGUUUUCUGAAAACCCAGAAGAAAAAAAACAAGAAAAAUGUUCUGCAAGCUGAUAGUUGUGCUCGUCUGCUUGAUGGGCGCAGCCUUGGGUGAUAGGUCGCCGUCUCCAGUUUUCAUAUCAGGAACCAACAGCAUUGAGAAGCCAGCUUUCUACACGUUAUUUCAAGAAGAAUUCGCCAAUGUCAUAAAACCAAUUAUCCAAAAAACCAUGUUUGUUGCUUUCCUGGAACCUAAUCUUGAUAACGUCGACUUUUCCUGCUCGAAACCGUCCGAUCAGAAGUCAUGCUACAGCAAUCUGCAAACGGCCCCCCAAACAACCUACUAUGCUAAUGUCCAGAAUCCUAUUGAAGCAUUGCGUCAAGAAAGUUCCAAAGUAAUGUGGGUUAAUGUGGAUGCCACUGGGAACUUUGAUAACGUCGAUUGUGAACCUGGCUCGACCGUCCUUAUUGAUCUUAGCACUGUGGGUGGUGACAUGCCACGCAAUGAGCUUCUAGAGCUUCAUGAUGGUUUUAUGGCCAAGGUUACAAAGAAACUCUCCGAAGAGUGCAAAAUCACAGCCCUCUAUACCCGCAAGCCAUCGCCAAAUGAAAUUAGCAAAAAUCGUCGUCGUCGUGACGUAGAUUCCGCUACCUCUGGCACCGUCUUCCACUCUGGCAAGGACUUCCUCAUAUUCUACACUGAGUUGGCCACCAAGGAACCAUCCAAGGAGCAAGGCAAACCAAGCGUCAUUACUCCAAUCAAAAUCACAGAGAUGAGUCUCUCGGGAAAGAACGAUACCGCAUUCACCGUCAACAUGAACGGCGGAACUGAUAAAAUGAGCUUCCUCAUCUCGUUGUCCGGUGGAUACUACCAAAUGUCCAAUUUGGUGCUCAAUGGAGAGGCUUUCUAUGUCCCAUCAGAAGUCAAUGCCCCCACCAACUUCUCCUACUCUUGCGGCAAUCAAACUUUCUCCUCAAAGGGAGCUGAUUCUAACAAAAUCAUCAUUUGGAACUCUCUGCAGAUGCAAGCUCCAUUCAAUGACGCCACUCCCGAAAAUUUCAACUUCUCAGACGCUUGGUAUUGCGUGGGAUUCUUUUCGUCUGGAAUUCUGGCUGGUUUGUUUGUGGUGUUCAUUUUGCUGGGCAUCAUGAGCGUUGGUAUUUGCUGGAUGCUGGACAUCAAUACCAUGGAUCGUUUCGAUGAUCCCAAGGGCAAGACCAUAACUAUCAAUGUUAAUGAAUAGAUAAAGCGAUUCAGAUUCGCCCUCCUACAAAUUUUCUGUCAUUCCUGUUAUUUUUCGUCCUGUUUUAUUAAUUUUCCAAGUGGCUUUUUAGUUCCCUGCUUCUCAACACGACAGACACAUCUUAACAGCAUCCUUGAUUGUCCCACUUUUGGCUUCAAGUAAGAUGUCUUUCUCGUGUUGAAUUCAACAGAGAUCCAAGGCCACUCUAAAUAAUAAUUUGAUUGUUGUUGUUUUCGAUUCUCUUUCAAUUCUCCUUGUCCAAAAAAUAUUAUAACCUUAGUUAUUUUGUAUUCCUAAAAAUAGAGUCAGCAGUUCAGUAUUUGGACUUGUUCUUUUUUUUAUUUGUUUUCUAAAAUAAGUUUUGAAUGUUUCUGAAAUACGUUUAUAAUUAUUUUGCUAUUAAAUUAAAGGAUAAAUAUGUACACUAUCCAGUGUUCCGUUAUUUAUAUUAUUACGAGUGUGAAGAUGGUAAAAAUGUUAUUUCGUUGUACAAUAAAUAAAAAACAAAACAAAUAAAAUUAAAAAGGUAAACUUUUGUUACCACAAACGAA